Gamsiella multidivaricata is the source of this 942-nucleotide messenger RNA. RefSeq lists its product as uncharacterized. The coding region runs from base 119 to 856 and encodes 245 amino acids. The transcript has 4 exons. NCBI's taxonomy places the organism in Eukaryota, Fungi, Mortierellomycota, Mortierellomycetes, Mortierellales, Mortierellaceae. The record is from RefSeq and is a predicted model, not a curated record.
CACAAAACCGUCAAGUCAUUGAAGCCAGAUCCAAAAAACGGUGAGAUUCGCCUCUGCGUAUCUGUUAACUCUUUUGGUGAAGGAUGUGAAGACACAAUUGGGUGUGCCGGUUGCGUUCAUGGUAUGCAAUUCUGAAUCAACGGAUGUUCUCAGUACCUGGCUGACUUGGGUCAAAGAAGAGUGUGGCCUAAACCCUUCGAAGUUUAUGGUGGACUGCUCUGUCGUCGAGACUGAGGCUCUCAAGCAAGCAUUUCGUUCCUUGGAUAUUUACUACUGCAAGUUUCACGUUGAUCAAGCUUGGGAACGGAAAAUGCGUCAACUUCACAAUGUUGCAGAAAGCGAUGCCAUGCGGAAAUCAUUGAACGGGAUCCUUAACGCUCUGUCAGACGAGGACCGAGGACUGAAGUGGAGAGUGUUCACAACCAAUUUUUCACCAUCUGCAGACGCUUUUAUUAUCUAUCUCGGGAAAUGGAUGGAACCAACAAGACUUGUGAAAUGGGCUCUAUAUCUUCGAUCGGAUUACCAACACAACGAUACCAAUAAUUUAGUCGAAAGCUGGCACAAGACGCUCAAAUCACAGUACCUGGGAAGAGAACGGAAUUUGCGUCCAGAUGACCUUGUACACUUGUUGCAAGGGGUUGUGGAUAUUGACUUUAGAACCCUCUACUUCAAAAGACUCAACAACAUGAUCCCGCAGAAACUGUCCUCAUACAACGUAAAGGAGAAAGCAAAGACAGACGCUGUUGACUUCAACACUGCUCAGACUAUGGUCAUACUAAACACAGACGAACAAAAGGUAUAUCCAUAUCGCCGGUCUCCAGAGCCCUGGACAAUGGUCUCAACGGCAUUUUAUUAACAUUCCUAUUUUACCUAGUUCAAGGUCCAGUCCUUCGCUGUUAUAGACAAUCCUAUAACUGUCAAUAGAGUAACCAGCGACACGUA